This is a messenger RNA of Theobroma umbraticum, 3105 nucleotides long. RefSeq lists its product as uncharacterized. NCBI's taxonomy places the organism in Eukaryota, Viridiplantae, Streptophyta, Magnoliopsida, Malvales, Malvaceae. The record is from RefSeq and is a predicted model, not a curated record.
GAGAAUCAAGAUCAUACAUCUCUAACUAUUAAUCUCUUUGGUCAUUGCAUGCAAAGAAGAAACAACUUGAAUCUUGUUCCUUUUGAUCCUGACAUAGAAAGAACUUUUAGAAGACAUCGAAGGGAGAAUUUACAAGUUGCAACUUUAAAUCAGACAAUGGCUGAGGAUAACAAUAAUAAUGGCAAUAAUGCCAUUAAUUUGGUUCCCGAAGCAAAUAGAGCACUACGGGAUUAUGUUGUUCCUCUUGUGCAAGGUUUGCACCAAAGCAUUAGGAGACCUUCCAUCAAUGCGAAUAAUUUUGAAAUUAAGCCAGCUUACAUUCAGAUGAUUCAGUCUUCAGUCCAGUUUAGUGGAUUACCUAGUGAUGAUCCUAAUUCUCAUUUGGUAAAUUUCCUAGAGAUUUGUGACACCUUCAAGUACAAUGGAGUAACUGAUGAUGCUAUUAGAUUGAGACUGUUUCCCUUUUCUCUGAGAGAUAAAGCAAAAAGUUGGCUUAAUUCAUUGCCUAAUGGGUCUAUCACUACAUGGGAGGACUUGGCACAAAAGUUUCUAGCAAAAUUUUUUCCACCUGCCAAGACUGCAAAGAUGAGGAACGAUAUCACCUCAUUCAUACAAUUUGAUGGUGAGUCCUUGUAUGAAGCCUGGGAGAGGUUUAAAGAACUACUGAGAAGAUGUCCACAUCAUGGGAUUCCUGAUUGGUUGCAAGUUCAGACAUUCUACAAUGGGUUGGUUGGGUCAAUAAAAACCAUAAUUGAUGCUGCUGCUGGUGGGGCAUUAAUGAGUAAGAAUGCUGUAGAUGCCUACAAUUUGUUGGAAGAGAUGGCCUCCAAUAAUUAUCAAUGGCCUUCAGAAAGGUCAGGCUCGAGAAAAGCUGUUGGAGCUUAUGAAAUUGAUGCACUUGGCACCUUAACUACUCAAGUAGCUGCGUUGUCCAAAAAGCUUGAUACACUGGGAGUUCAUGCAGUUCAAAAUUCAUUAGUUGUUUGUGAGAUGUGUGGAGAUAGUCAUUCAUAUGAUCAAUGUCCAUAUAAUUCCGAAUCAGUCCAGUUCGUGGGGAAUUUCAACAGGCAGCAAAAUAACCCAUACUCCAAUACUUAUAAUCCUGGUUGGAGAAACCACCCCAACUUUUCAUGGAGUAACAAUGCAGGGCCUUCCAAUCCAAAACCCAUCAUGCCUCCUGGUUUUCAACAACAAGCUAGACCACAAAUUCCAGAAAAGAAGUCCCAAUUGGAAGAACUCCUCUUGCAAUAUAUAUCCAAGACUGAUGCAAUAAUUCAAAGUCAAGGAGCCUCCUUGAGAAAUCUUGAGACCCAAGUGGGACAGCUCGCCAAUUCCAUCAACAAUAGACCUCAAGGUUCCUUACCCAGUGACACACAAAUCAAUCCUAAAGGUAAGGAACAAUGCCAAGCAAUCACUUUAAGGAGUGGAAAAGAGAUUGAAGGGGUGAAUCAAAAAGCAGUUGAAUCUGAGAUUGAACAUGUUGAUAAGGAAGGAAUGUGUGAGAAUGAAAUUGAAAUUCAACAAAAAGAUGAUGACAAGGCUGAAAAUCAAGGAACCUCUCAAGUCAUCCAUCCUCCACCACCUUUUCCCCAAAGACUUCAAAAGCAAAAGCUUGAAAAGCAAUUUCAGAAGUUCCUCAAUGUCUUCAAGAAAUUACACAUAAAUAUUCCUUUUGCUGAAGCUUUGGAACAAAUGCCCAGUUAUGUCAAGUUCUUGAAGGACAUCCUCUCCAAAAAGAGAAAGCUAGGUGAGUUUGAAACUGUCUUCCUUACAGAAGAGUGUAGUGCAAUUCUCCAAAAUAAACUGCCACCCAAACUCAAAGAUCCAGGUAGUUUCACAAUCCCUUGCACAAUUGGUAAUUUAUUUUUUACAAAAGCUUUGAGUGAUUUAGGUGCAAGUAUCAAUUUAAUGCCUUGGUCAAUUUUUGAGAAACUUGGUUUGGGGGAAUGCAAACCCACUUCUGUUACUUUGCAAUUGGCUGAUCGUUCUUAUGUAUACCCGAGGGGAAUUAUUGAAGAUGUUCUUGUCAAGGUAGAUAAAUUUAUUUUUCCAGUUGAUUUUUUAAUUCUUGACAUGGAAGAAGAUAGGCAAAUUCCAAUCAUCCUUGGGAGGCCAUUCUUAGCUACUGCAGGCGCAAUCAUUGAUGUGAGGGAAGGCAAGAUAAGUUUUAAAGUUGGAGAAGAGGUAGUCGAGUUUAAUAUUUUCAAUGCAAGUAAACACCCUAGCUCUACAAAUUAUUGCGAUAGAGUGGAGUUAAUUGAUGAAGGCAAAGGUGAACUUAUUUCUCCACCUACAAGUGAGCAGGCAUCAACCUUUGAGUUUAAGCCACCACCUCCACCCAUGAGACCCAAGCAGUCACCAAAGGAGCAUCCUCCAGCACUAUCUAAUUGCCCUUUCGAGAUUGGACAACAAGUAAUGAUGCUUUCUCGAUCAUACUUCAAGCUUUUUCCAUGGAAACACAAAGAAAGAUGGUGGGGUCCUUUCAAAGUAGUAAAAGCAUAUCCUUGUGGAAUAAUAGAGAUUGAUAGUGAAGAUACGGGCACAUUCAUGGUUAAUGGGUUGAGCCUUAGACCAUAUUUCGAGGAUGAAGAACUGCAAAAGGGGGUGCUAUAGUCAAGCUAGUGACUAUAAAGAAGCGCUUCUUGGGAGGCAACCCAAGAUAUUUUUUUUUCUAAGUUUAGUUGUUAUUUUAGUUAGUUCUUGUUUUUUCUAUUUAAAUAAGUAGUUUUAAUCUCUCCCUAGCUUGUUUUGCUGUGUAUGCAGAUUUGGAAAGCAUGAAGAUGAGGAGAAAGAAGAUUAGAGCUUUCAAGGAACUACCACCAUUGAUAGGGAAGUUUCUUUUUCUUAUUCUUUUUAACUUUUCACAUUGAGGACAAUGUGCAAUUUAAGUUUGGGGGAAGGUUUUAUUGUUAUUAGUUUUUGUGAUAGUUUAUGUUAAUUUAUUUUCGUAUCUUUUCAACUAGAUUUACUUGUGCCAGCUUCAUUUAAUUUACCUAUCCAAUGAUGAGAAAUCAGUUAUAUUCCUAUCUUGAUUCUUCAAAACACGUGAAUAUUGUUUGAGUGUUAUGUAAAUUCUCAUGCUAAGCUUUGCCAUUAGGUUGAAAU